This is a messenger RNA of Penicillium cataractarum, 1257 nucleotides long. RefSeq names its product AA9 family lytic polysaccharide monooxygenase. The transcript has a single exon. Lineage: Eukaryota; Fungi; Ascomycota; Eurotiomycetes; Eurotiales; Aspergillaceae. The record is from RefSeq and is a predicted model, not a curated record. Bases 1 to 1257 code for a protein of 418 amino acids.
AUGUCUCUCUCCAAGACUGCAAGUGUUCUCCUUGCUUCGGCUGCGCUGGUCGCAGGCCACGGAUAUGUCACGAGUAUUGACGUGGACGGCACGACUUAUGGAGGCUAUCUGAUUGAUACCUACUACUAUGAGUCCGAUCCUCCCGAGCUGAUUGCUUGGUCCACCACCGCUACCGACGACGGCUAUGUCGCUCCUACUGCAUAUGACAACUCCAGCAUCAUCUGUCACCGUGGUUCGGCACCGGCAGUUCUCUCUGCUCCUGUUGCCCCAGGUGGCUCUGUCAAAUUGACCUGGAGCACUUGGCCUGAUGAUCACCACGGUCCCGUCAUCACCUACAUGGCAAACUGCAACGGCAACUGCUCCGACGUGGAUAAGACCACCCUGGAAUUCUUCAAAAUUGAUGCCGGUGGUUUGAUCGAUGAUACUACAGUUCCUGGAACCUGGGCUUCCGAUGAGCUCAUCGAAGAUAGCUAUAGUCGCACUGUCACCAUUCCCACCGAUAUUGCGGCCGGUGAUUAUGUUCUUCGCCACGAGAUUAUCGCUCUGCACGGUGCUGAGGACCUAGAUGGAGCUCAGAACUACCCUCAGUGCAUCAACCUCAAGGUUACUGGCAGCGGUACUGCAACUCCCAGUGGCACCCUCGGUACCGCACUGUACAAGGAUACUGAUCCCGGUAUCUACGUCGACAUCUGGAACACUCUCAGCACUUAUAUCAUUCCCGGACCUACUUUGUAUACCGCUGGAAGUACUGCCACAGCUACCAGUGCCGCGACUACCAGUGCUGCUACUUCUAGUGCUACCACUACUAGCGCUGCCACCAGUGUUACCAGCGACGCUGCAGACACUACAAGCUCCGCUGCCGAGACUACCCUCGCAUCCCAGACCACCCUUGCUACUACUUCCCGAGCCGAGCCCACUGGCCAAGCUCAGCCUAACCACCCUGAGCGCCCCGUCGCCGGUGGUGCUUUCUCCAGCGCUUCUGAUGCUGCCGCCACUACUACCACCUCUUCUAGCUCAGCCGCUACGACCUCGGGUGUUCUCAGCGGUGCUUGCAGCCAGGAGGACUACUGGUACUGCAAUGGUGGAACCGCUUUCCAGCGCUGCGUUAAUGGCGAGUGGGAUGCUUCUCAGAGCAUGGCUGAGGGCACCGAGUGCACUGCUGGUAUCUCUGAGACCUUGACUAUCUCUGCUUCUUCUAAGAGACGCCGGGAGGUUGCUCACCUGCGCCGCCACCAUGUUCGCCUUGAUCUCGAGUAG